Poecilia reticulata (guppy) is the source of this 2856-nucleotide messenger RNA. Lineage: Eukaryota; Metazoa; Chordata; Actinopteri; Cyprinodontiformes; Poeciliidae. The record is from RefSeq and is a predicted model, not a curated record.
ACAGAGUGUGGCAUCGAUAUCAGAGCAGCCUCAGUGUACUCAGGAGUGUUCACACAGAUCUUUAGAGAGGAGAGAGGGCUGUACCAGGACAAGGUGUUCUGCUUCGUCCAUCUGAGUGUUCAGGAGUUUCUGGCUGCUCUUCAUGUCCAUCUGACCUUCAUCAACUCUGGAGUCAACCUGAUAAAAGAAACACAAAAACAAUCUUCUUUUGCCUAUGCAUUUUUGCGUCAUCACAUUGUUUUGAACAACUCUGAUGUAAAUAAUCUCCAUCAUAAUGCUGUUGACCAGGCCUUACAGAGUCCAAAUGGACACCUGGAUCUUUACCUCCGUUUCCUCCUGGGACUUUCACUGCAGACCAAUCAGAGUCUCUUACAAGGUCUGCUGACACAGACAGGAAGUAGCUCACAGAUCAAUCAAGAAACAAUUCAGUACAUCAAGAAGAAGAUCAGUGAGAAUGUGUCUGCAGAGAAAAGCAUCAAUCUGUUCCACUGUCUGAAUGAACUGAAUGAUCGUUCUCUAGUGGAGGAGAUCCAACAGUCUCUCAGUUCAGGAAGUCUCUCCACAGAUAAACUGUCUCCUGCUCAGUGGUCAGCUCUGGGUUUCAUCUUACUGUCAUCAGGAGAAGAUCUGGAUGAGUUUGACCUGAAGAAAUACUCUGCUUCAGAGGAGGCUUUUCUGAGGCUGCUGCCAGUGGUUAAAGCCUCCAACAAAGCUCUGCUGAGUGGCUGUAACCUGUCAGAGAGAAGCUGUGAAGCUCUGUCCUCAGCUCUCAGCUCCCAGUCCUCCAGUCUCAUAAAACUGGACCUGAGUAACAACAACCUGCAGGAUUCAGGAGUGAAGCUUCUCUCUGCUGGACUGAAGAGUCCAAACUGCAAUCUGGAAACACUCAGGCUGAGUGUCUGUAACCUCUCAGAGAGAAGCUGUGAAGCUCUGUCCUCAGYUCUCAGCUCCCAGUCCUCCAGUCUCAGAGAACUGGACCUGAGUAACAACAACCUGCAGGAUUCAGGAGUGAAGCUUCUCUCUACUGGACUGGAGAGUCCAAACUGCAAGCUGGAGACUCUCAGAUUGAGUUAUUCUACCCUCUCAGAGAGAAGCUGUGAAGCUCUGUCCUCAGUUCUCAGCUCCCAGUCCUCCAGUCUCAGAGAACUGGACCUGAGUAACAACAAGCUGCAGGAUUCAGGAGUGAAGCUUCUCUCUGCUGGACUGGAGAGUCCAAACUGCAACCUGGAGGCCCUCAGGCUGAGUGGCUGCAAACUCUCAGAGAGAAGCUGUGAAGUUCUGUCCUCAGUUCUCAGCUCCCAGUCCUCCAGUCUCAGAGAACUGGACCUGAGUAACAACAACCUGCAGGAUUCAGGAGUGAAGCUUCUCUCUGCUGGACUGGAGAGUCCAAACUGCAACCUGGAGACCCUCAGCUUGUCAGGCUGUCUGAUCUCAGAGGAAGGCUGUGCUUCUCUGGCCUCAGCUCUGACCUUUAACCCCUCCCAUCUGAAAGAGUUGGACCUGAGCUACAAUCAUCCAGGAGACUCAGGAGUGAAGCUGCUGUCGGCUGGACAGAAGGAUCCAAACUGGAGACUGGAAACUCUGAGGGUGGAGCCUGCUGGAGUCCGAUGGUUGACACCAGGUCCUUGGAGAUAUUCCUGUCAACUCACCAUCGACACAAACACAGUGAGCAGAAAACUGAAACUGUCUGAAGGCAACAGGAAGGUGACAUGGAAGGAGAAGCUUCAGUCAUAUCCUGAUCAUCCAGACAGAUUUGAUGAGCCUCAGCUUCUGUCUACAACUGGUCUGACUGGUCGCUGUUACUGGGAGGUUGAGUGGAGAGGAAAAGCUAAUAUAUCAGUGUGUUACAGAAGAAUCAAGAGGAAAGGAGACGAUGAAGCCAAUAUUUUUGGAUGGAAUGAUCAUUCCUGGAGGCUGUUCUGCUCUGAUAGUGGUGGUUACUCUGUCUGGCACAAUGGCAAAGAAAACUCUAUCUCCUCCUGUGUCUCUGACAGAGUAUCAGUGUAUGUGAACUGUCCUGCUGGCAUUCUGUCCUUCUACAGAGUCUCCUCUGACUCUCUGAUCCACCUCCACACCUUCAAAACCACAUUCACUGAACCUCUCUAUGCUGGGUUUGGGCUCUUCAGGUCUUGUUCUGGUUCCACACUGUUUCUGUGCUCUUAGCUCUUAAUUUUUAACAAUUAAUAAAUUCUUACAGACUGCUAUAAAUUCUGCGGCAUUGCAGAGUGUUGCAGUUAUUGUCUGAAGUAACUGGGUAAAAUGCUGGUGCCAUCUUGUGAGUAACCUGAAAGUUAAACAAGACUGAAUACACAUAAGGUGAGAAAGUUGUGAGCAAUUUAAGCAAAGAUAUGAGUGAUUUAUCUGCAGUCUUGGAGGAAGAAGCUAGUUUGAGUAAUGAAGAAAGGGAGCUCCUUCUACAAAACGACGGCAACCUUAGUUUUAUUUUAAACCAUGUAGUUCAGGAACUAUGAUGAAUCCAAUGUCUCUGGGGAGAAAGAAACAUUCUUUCUCCAACCCUUCCAGUAGUGAAGGGUCGAAGCUGAACAUCUGUCACCUCCAAAUCACUGAAUGGUAGUAAGCAGAGCUACUGUAUGCAUAUAAUAAUUAUUCAUCCUCAAUUAUUAUCUAUUCAAAUAAGUUACUAUAAGUAACUGGUUCAUGUUCUGUGUUCUAACAUAUGAGUGUUCUGUAUUCAGUAACCAGCCUUCCUAUUCCUCCUAUUUCCACAUCUUGAGUUAGAUUUUUCUACUUCUGAUUGCUAUAUAGUUUUUCUGUUAUAAUCUUGUACAGUGUAGGAUUAUCUUUGGAUGUCACGUGCCAGAACCCACUGUACUUUGCAUGUUACAUACAGAAAGA